Molecule: messenger RNA, 1118 nt
Organism: Schizosaccharomyces octosporus yFS286
Lineage: Eukaryota; Fungi; Ascomycota; Schizosaccharomycetes; Schizosaccharomycetales; Schizosaccharomycetaceae
Product: DNA-directed RNA polymerase I
Exons: 3
Coding region: 91-723 (210 amino acids)
Biological process (GO): DNA-templated transcription
Cellular component (GO): RNA polymerase III complex; RNA polymerase II, core complex; RNA polymerase I complex
Molecular function (GO): DNA binding; DNA-directed RNA polymerase activity
Source: RefSeq, a predicted model, not a curated record
CAAUUACACUUUUCCUUCUUUAAUCAACUGUUGAAGGGAAUUUAAGGUUAAAAAAUCAUAGAGUGAUAAAAAAAGAAAGUUGUUUUAAGGAUGUCGGCGGACGAAAGAAACAUUGUCAAAGUUUUUCGAGCUUGGAAAACUGCUCAUCAGCUUGUUCACGAUAGAGGAUAUGGUGUAUCUCAAGCAGAACUUGAUCUCACAUUGGACCAGUUCAAAGCAAUGCAUUGUGGUAUGGGCCGCAACUUAGAUCGUUCUACUUUGAGUUUUUAUGCCAAGCCUCCAGCUGGUUCUGACAAAGGCACCAUUUAUGUUGAAUUUUCAAAAGAACCAUCGGUUGGUAUUAAGGAGAUGCGUUCUUUCGUCCAUACGUUAGGGGAUCACAAUCACAAGACUGGCAUUUUAAUUUACGCCAAUUCCAUGACACCAAGCGCAGCUAAGAUUAUAUCAACUGUUACGGGCCAAUUUAGUAUUGAAACAUUCCAAGAAAGUGAUUUAAUUGUUAACAUUACCCAUCACGAGCUCGUACCAAAGCACAUUUUACUUACUCCGGAAGAGAAGAAAGAGCUUUUGGAUCGUUAUAAGCUCAGAGAGACUCAGCUUCCUCGUAUUCAAUUAGCUGAUCCCGUGGCAAGAUACCUUGGUUUGAAGCGUGGUCAAGUUGUUAAAAUUGUACGAAAAAGUGAAACAAGUGGAAGAUAUAACAGUUACCGUAUUUGUGCUUAAACAAAAGAUUGGAUGUUUUUCAGAUUUCUAUCAUCUCUAUUUUGCUAGUUGUGCAUAACGUUCUGUUUAAAGGAAGAGAUUUUUGAAGCAAAUUAUGAUACACCUCCUUCGUAAUUAGGAAAAAGGAAAUAUCGAUAGUAGAUCGAUUACACGUGUACUUCUUCACAAGAAAGGGAUUAUUAUCAAGUUUUGAUCGUUAGAAACGGGGGAUAUAUAUAAGUUGUUAACCGCUUAAAUCACUCGAUUAGGAAGCACUAUAUGUAUUCCCUCUUUUAACUUCGUCUUUAUGAGGUUCAAAUUUUAAUAAAAGGUAAAUGGGUUAUAUUUGAUCAAUCUAUCAAUUCAUAAAGUAAGCACGUAAAUUAAGUGCACUUAUAUUAUAUUAUGAUCAUGAA